GUUUUGGAAUUGGGAUGAGAUCUUGAUUCUUGAAUUAAAAAGAAAAAGCAAACGAUGCAAAAAUUUCAUUCAACCGGGAAGAGAUAUGGAGAUGUCCACUAACAUAUUUGGCACGAAAUUCAAAACCCUCAAAAUCUUCCCCACAAUUCAACCAAGCGCGCCUUUUACCCCCAAUUUCUUGCCCCCAAAAACCAUUUACGAGAUUUCUACAACUCUUGAUUCAAUUGCAGUAGCAACAAAGCUCACUCCUUUCUUCACCCUGUGUUCAUCUAUUGUUGCUUGCACAAUUCACUCAAUAGCCCAAAACUUUAACAAAUUUUUUUUUGAAUCUUUCCUUCCACCUUAUAGGGUUUUCGGUUGUUUCUGGAUCUGUACCCGUGUUUCUAUAUACAUACAUAAAUAGCGUCUGAAUUCAAACACGAAUCUACGCUUACACAACGAAUCUACGCUUACACAGGUUUUGAAUUAUCGACUUUUGUGGGUUUUAAUGGCUUCCGAUAUGGAAACCCUAGAGAGUGAAAAACAAGAAGACGUUCCCGACGUCGAAAUGAAGGACAAGGAGGAAUCCGAAAAGAAAGGCGAAGAAGAGCAAGAGACUAAAGAAAAAGACGAAGAGAGCGAGGAUGAAGAAGAAGCUAAAGACGAAGAGAGCGAAGAUGAAGAAGAAGAAGAUAGCGCGAAAAAAGCCGAAGGCAGCUGGAAGAAAAAGAAGACCGAUUCGAGUUCUAAAUCACCUGCUACGCCGACUGAGAGGCCAACCAGGGAAAGGAAGACCGCCGAACGCUAUACGACAAUCUUUCUGCUAGCAAACCGAUUUCCAUACAACAAGGCCCCGGAUCUCAGCUCAAGAAAAUUCCAAGCGGUGCAUAUCUUGAUCAUCUCUGUGCUUGAUUUAUGUUCGGUUCUAAAGUUGGAUUUGAAAAAUUAUCAAAAAGAAUAAACCCUCGAAGCUCUUUAAUCAUUCAUAGGGAAAAAACUAUAAUAACAGUACAUGAUUGUUCUCUAUACUUUCUUGUGAGAUUCUUGCAGAAAUUUGAAGCUUAUAACUUCUGAGAGAUAGGUUAGUUUGAUGUAUAGGUUAGAGUGAGUUUUUUUCUGAGUUGUAAUUGUAUCCAAGAAUUAUUGACAUAAUAUGAGAGUUCUUUUUUACUUUUGGGUUGAAUUUAUGUAUUUUGACAUCAUGUUUGAUUCCUUUCUAAUAGAAACUUAUCAUGUUGGUAAA
Lactuca virosa is the source of this 1222-nucleotide messenger RNA. The record is from the annotation of a GenBank genome assembly. Lineage: Eukaryota; Viridiplantae; Streptophyta; Magnoliopsida; Asterales; Asteraceae.